Molecule: messenger RNA, 1807 nt
Organism: Styela clava
Lineage: Eukaryota; Metazoa; Chordata; Ascidiacea; Stolidobranchia; Styelidae
Source: RefSeq, a predicted model, not a curated record
CGAAAUGGUAAGAUUUGGUGAACGUAUAAGAUCAAUUCAUAAUGUACAUGUUCCUUUUUAACUGGCUAGUCGUGAUAGUUAUUGUACAACUGUCGGAUAAUUGCUACAGGCAAGGACCAAAAAUGAAGAUAAUAUGUGCAGGACUUCAGAAAACCGGUACAAAAACUAUGGCUCAAGCAUUAAGAAUACUUGGCUAUAAUGUACAUGAUGUAUUUGAACAGUUUUUCUACGAAAAAGAGUUGUGGAACAAGGUUCUCGAGAACUCGGCAUCCGUGAAAGACUACCAAAAAUUUCUCGGAGAAAUUGAUGCAGUAAUGGACUGGCCUGCUGUUGCUGUUUGGGAACAAAUAAUGGAAGCUUUCCCGGAUGCAAAGAUAAUUCUGACGGUUCGUUCGACAGAAGAUGAAUGGUACGAAAGUAUGAAAAAACAUUUUGAAGUUGCAAACCAAUAUGUAACAAUGAAUGAAAAUUUACUCAGAAUACUUUUACUAUUUGCGGGACCACUUGCCAGAGAAUUCAAUAAAACGCAAAGAGCGUUUAUACCGGCCUGUCUUGGAUUGCCGGUAAUGUAUGGAUCACAUACUGAAACGUUUCUGAGAUCUCGCUAUCGACAGCAUAAUCUUUAUGUGAAAUCAAUUUGUCCGAACGAAAAACUUUUAAUAUACAAUGUUAAAGAUGGCUGGAAGCCACUGUGCGACUUUUUGAACGUCGGAUAUCCGGAUACGCCUUUUCCAAGAGAGAACAUAAAAUCGGAUAUGAUUCACAAACUUUUGAAUAAUAAAUGGGAGCACGAUUGCGGAUUCCAAAGCCGUAUGGAUAGACAAAUAAGAAUAAAUAGUCAAAAUGAUUUAAUCAUAUGGCAUCUCGUUUGGUUACCAGUCCAUGUUCAAAUGCAUGAAUUAACUGCUGGAGGAAAUCUUACCAACCAGCGGUUACGUUAGCACAAUAAGACGACAGGAGUUUACCAAUCACCUAGGACACAAUUGCCUCCGACGGGAUUUGAUCCCACUAAGGGUGAGCAUAGGUGCGAUGGCAAGCAUGUUCCUAACGCUCAGCACGGUGCGCCAACGUCGGUUCUGAGAAAUGAUUAAAUGGAGCAAAAUCACGAAGCCUUGAAAGUAGCUCAUUCCUAACGUAACGAAUGUUUUUAUCGAACCACGAGCCCAUCACAUCGUUGGAAAUUUAAAACAUCAUACGCAAAAUGAAGCUUAAGUCUAGUUUGAGAGUCGAUGAAAUUUCAUUCAAAAUAGUUGAAUAUUUACUCAAAAUUCCAAGACAGCCAAAGUUCUUCUUCCUCUUCUCAAAAAGGGUAGCAUUUCAGAUCUUGGAAGUUAUAAACCCAUUAGUUUCUAACGUCGCUUUCCAAAAUUUUUGAAAAAAUAAUAGCAGAAUGUCAAGUUAUCGGGCGCGAAGUCAAAAUUUUGUUGUUGUGUGAAUUUUUUUCUUGUUGUAUAUGAAAAAACGCCGUUCUCGUUAACUACCAAUUGUUUUAAAUUUUCAACGGUUUAAGAUUUUACCUCUGUGGUUGUGUGUGAAUUGAAUCAAUACUUGCAGGUGAAUGAAAACGUAUCACUUCUUUAUGACAAAACCUUCGCUUUGCCUCGCUCAAGGUCUUGCUUUUGUUUUCGUUUAUUUUUUAUUAAUCAUUUUAUGCAAUGCAAUAUCUUUCUGUAUUGUUUUGUUUGCUCUCUUGAUUCUAUAAUCAGUUUUUGAUUUAUUCACUUUUAUCAAAUACUUUAUCGUCUGUCAUGCGGAUUAUGGAAUCGAAAUAAAGUUAUAUCUCUAACUAAAAAGGGUCAUGAAAUGA